GAGCAGGGCUCUCGCUGGAAGCUCGGCCCCUACCAGGCUCCUUUUCGCCUCCCGGCGCUCAGGAAGAGGACAAGAGCGUAGAAACUCCAAUGGGGCAGGAGCUGGCGUUCUGACCAGGUGCGACCCAACUUGGGGCUGGGACGGAGGUGCGGGACGCGCUCCAGGUGCGGGGCCAGAGCCCGAGCGCGGCCCGCAGCUCCCAGGGCGUGGGCGAGCCGGCCGCGUGUGCCUCGGUGCUUGACGGGAACAUUAGCCAAUCAGGGAGUGCGGCCAGGCUACCACGUGACAGGCGAGGCGGCCCUUUUCCCAGCGCGGCCAGAGGGAGGAGUGGAACGGAUCGCUGAGCCUGAGAGUGCAGCGGCCACGGAGGAGGCGGCGGCAGGCGGAGCGGCAGCGGCACAGGCUCCCGGCCAACCCAGCGCGCAUCCCCAGUGCCCUGCGCUGCAGAGAGCUCGGAGGAGCGCGGGAGCAGCGACACAGGAGUGGACAAAGCAAGAUGGCAGGGAUCUUAGCCUGGUUCUGGAACGAGCGGUUUUGGCUUCCGCACAAUGUCACCUGGGCAGACCUGAAGAACACAGAGGAAGCCACCUUCCCGCAGGCGGAGGACCUCUACCUCGCCUUCCCGUUGGCCUUCUGCAUCUUCAUGGUGCGGCUCAUCUUCGAGAGAUUCAUAGCCAAACCAUGUGCCAUAGCCCUCAACAUCCAAGCCAAUGGACCACAAACUGCCCAGCCAAAUGCCAUCCUGGAAAAGGUCUUCACUGCCAUAACUAAGCAUCCUGAUGAGAAGAGAUUAGAAGGGCUUUCCAAGCAGCUGGACUGGGACGUUCGGAGCAUCCAACGCUGGUUUCGACAAAGACGCAACCAGGAGAAACCCAGCACUCUGACCAGGUUCUGUGAGAGCAUGUGGAGAUUUUCCUUUUACCUCUAUGUAUUCAGCUACGGAGUCCGGUUCUUGAAACAGACCCCUUGGUUGUGGAAUACAAAACACUGCUGGUAUAACUACCCUUACCAGCCACUCACUGCUGACCUUCACUACUAUUACAUCCUGGAGCUGUCGUUUUAUUGGUCGUUAAUGGUUUCCCAGUUCACAGAUAUCAAAAGGAAGGACUUCGGCAUUAUGUUCCUGCACCACCUUGCAACAAUUUUCUUAAUAACCUUUUCAUAUGUCAACAACAUGGCCCGAGUAGGAACCCUGGUCCUCUGUCUUCAUGACUCAGCUGAUGCUCUGCUAGAGGCUGCCAAAAUGGCAAAUUAUGCCAAAUUUCAGAAAAUGUGUGAUCUCCUGUUUGUCAUGUUUGCCGUGGUUUUUAUCACCACACGGCUGGGCAUAUUUCCUCUCUGGGUGUUGAACACCACAUUAUUUGAAAGUUGGGAGAUCGUGGGACCCUACCCUUCCUGGUGGGUUUUUAACCUGAUGCUUUUGUUACUACAAGGGAUGAACUGCUUCUGGUCUUACCUGAUUGUAAAAAUAGCUUGCAAAACUGUUUCAAAAGGCAAGGUGUCCAAGGAUGACCGGAGCGACAUUGAAUCUAGCUCAGAGGAUGAGAACUCAGAGCCUCCAGGGAAGAAACCACACUCUUCGACAACCACCAACGGAACCAGUGGUACCAAUGGGUACCUCCUCACUGGUCCUUGUUCCCUGGAUGAUUAAUUACCCAAAACUAUAAGUUCUGAACAAAGGGAACUGUUUGUUCCUGGAAGUAUUUAAUAAGUUGCAAAUGCAGUUCCUUUUAUGAUAUUUCAUCACCAGAGACAAAAAAAAAUUAGGAUUCUUGGAGCAUUCUGAAUAGUGUACUGCCACGUGUCCUGUCUGUGAAUGAAGAAAUCCAUUCUUUCUAUGUAGGCAUGCUGUAUGUAACUGACACAGGGAACAGUAUUUGCAUUUGUCUUAGGAUAUUAUUUAUUUUUUUAUUUGUUUGUAAAUCUGUGGACGACAAGGAUUCCCUCACUCCCUUUAUUCUCUGGGCUCAUGAUUGACAGUAAAGCUGUCCCAUCUGCGUGUACCCCUUUACCACACUGUAGUCCAGUGUGCCAUGAGCAUCAGCCUACUUUAUCCCCAGUCCCAUGCAAGAUCCUCACACAGUUCCCAGUAGGUUGGCUUUCUUUCUGUUCUACACCAAUUUUAUAAUUGCCUGUAUAGUUGGUGACCAUUGUCCCACGUGAGUCUAAACAGGAUGAACCAGGUGUUUUCAUUGCCAAUCUUUGUGAUCACUUAGCAGUUCAAAUGAAAGAGGAUGGCUGGGGUUGGGGGGUAACUUUUGAAUUUUAUAGGACACUGCCUUGGGAUAGAGUUUGUCUCUUGUGCACAAACAUGAGAUUUCUUUUCUGGGUAGGUGGUCCAGAGUUGACCAUGUUGGUAACAAAGUUAUUUUGCCCUCCAGUAAAGUCAGUGUUCUGAGUAUGAAACAAUGCCAUUUGUUUAAUUUCCCAGAUACAAAGGGACCCACAUACUGAGUUCUGGAAAUCUCAUAAGGAUAGCCACUGACUUCAACCAGGUCUUGCCAUGACUUCUGCUGUAUUAACCCACUCUUCUGUCCUGACAUAUAAAAAAAGAGGAAGCCAAGAAUAUUCUGAGGCAGGAAAAGAAAAAGUCUUGUGGGAGUUGGCAAAGACUUCCUUCCCUGCAAAGCACUUUAUUGCAACCAGCUUUCAAGAGAAAGCCCUAUCUAGUAUUAGACUUUGUAUUUUGCUGAGCAAAAUAAAUUGAAUGGGAGAAAGACUUUUAACCCUUUGCCUUCCUCCUCAAAUGCAUCCCAUAAUGACUUUCUUGUUGCUAGAAGCAUCCACCCCACAGGACAAGUCUGUUCUUAGUGCUCUGACUCGUGGGGGCUCCUAUGAAUUUCUCCUCAAGUGGAGCUAUUUCCAGAAAAACAGUAAAAAUUCUACUGGAGAAUAGCAGUGACAGCUGUGGGGAAAAUUACCAAAGAGUAAGUCAUGAGCCCUCACCCACCUCACCUCCCACCCCCACCCCUCACCCCACCCCCCACAGCCAGUGUCACUUUUGUGUGGCUACAGAAACCACACAGAUGAGCCAAGGAUUUGAUCCCAUCUCAUCUUCAGUAAAAAGGGAACUGAAUGGGAUUACAAGUACUCAUGAGACAAACAUCGCCUAAAACAGGACUCCAAACCAUUCAGCACUGAGUAGCCAGUAGCUUGACAGUCCUGCUCAGAGCCACCCACACUCCAUUUUGUUCUUUUAAACUAAAUCUGCAUACCCAUACUUUGAAGCCUAUGAGUUAACAGUUAAGUGGACUCCCAAAGAACUCUCGCUGCAAUAUUAAAUCUUUCACCACCAAAUUACAAAACAGUAUUUUCUGGUAUGGUCCAGACAAUAAUUUUAAAAGCUUGGACACAUGUCUAGUGGUUACCACAGAAGACAGUACAACUAACUGUGUGUGUUGAGCCUUGUUGAUCUAUUAAUCAAAACAGUUAUAUAUCUAGGAGUGAAACUUGAAAGUGAGUUUGUAAGACCAGUGAUAAGACACCAGAGGUACUGUAAGUAAAUAAUCAGAGCAUUUGCUCAAAUGCAAAUGGAUGAAAAUCAGUAGCAGUGUUGAGAUGGUGAAAUUUUGUCAUCAGCUAAGCUGAGGAGCCUACCCAUCACCAGUUAAUGUCUGGGCACAUCCUCCCAGGGUGAGAUGGGUGUGACAACCACUGUGUACUUAUAUAUGAACCAUGUGACACUUUUUAGCACAGAAGAAUUUUAAGAUCAAUCUGUGAAUUCAGAACACGUAUAUAGAAUGAAGUAAGUUGAUCCUGUCCAUACCAAAGGGGGAUCUAAACCAACUUUUCCAUGGAAAUACUGUGGAAGACGAGGGACACGCUUUCUGACUAAUGCCAUUAGCUUGGCUUGGUCUCUAAUGUGUCUGCUGAUUUUUGUUUCAUUUUACCUUGGUGAGAAAAUAAUUGUGUUUGGCUAAUUGGGAUGGGGUUUGUAGGCUUUUUCUGGAAUAGAAUAUUAAUAUCUCUGUCUAAUGUUCUCCCAUAAAUGGACGGAUAAGACUGAGAACAGGCACUGUCUGAGGAAUAUUAUCCACAUAUGCCAGGCCAUAGCUCUCAGAAGUCUAAUUUGUAAAUCCAGCUUUAGGUUAGUUCUGAGUGGUGUUCUUGGAAUUAGCGUAGCUUGUGGUGAUGUCUCCCUCUUCCUGGUUGCAUCCAAAUUCCCCAGGGUACCAAAGUGUGUGUAGAAAGGACUCUAGAAAAAGUAACUUUCAUAGCUUACCUAGAUUUAGUGAGGGGGGAAAGUAGGAAAUCAAGUAGAAUUUGGCCUUGAGUCAAUAAUUGAUAUAGCCAUGUCUGAUUUAUGUGUGCAUAUGUAUGUUUUUCCAAAAAGUGAUAAAACUAAGUUAUUACUGAUUCAUCAUGGUCAUUCAUAUCCCUGUCCUUCAAAAGAAAAUACAUUCAACCAUGAACUCUACCAACUUUCUUUCUCCUUAGUUUUGUUUCAUACCAGCUGAGAGUAGCAAAACCCUUUUGGCCUCUCAGUCACAGAGCUCUCUGAGAUAGAACCCCAGCCCUAAGCAUCUGCUGCCGUACAGAAGACACACCCAGUUCACCAUCACAGUUCAGUCCUGUGGCUGUCGAGAGCAGAAGAGCAACUGCAGGAUCAGUAUUGUGGGCCAUUCAAGUGUUUAUUGUAAAAUGCAAAUAAUUGCCACUAACCCCAUGGUUCUGAUGUCUGCUGGACUGCCAGACAGGGCAUAUCCCAAACUGUCAUUAGAUUGUGCCAUUGACAUCAAACACUGAUGAACAAGGCAGCAAAGGCAGGGACCAAGCAAGACCAGUCAUCUUUAGCCCAUAUGAUAGGUGAGUCUCAAACUGGUAAAGUCUUAUCUGAGUCAUACACUUGACAAAAGCACUGUGGUGCUACCAUGGUCCCAAAAGGUGAUGACAUAGCCUAGGUACAGAGGCAGUACUGUCUGCUUGUGUGUCAGUACACUCAUUGAUGGUCGCAGAGUGACACAAAUGUAUCCCUAUUGUGACGUGACAUAUGCCUGAGCUUUUUGAGCAAGCUUAAUGCCUCUCUUUCAUUUUAGAUAGAAAGGUCUGAAUCUUCCACCUUGCAUUUAAAUCUCAUUGUUCUUUGGGCUAAGGAAAAAUGAGACUUCGUUGUUACAAAGGACAUUGGGCAUUCUCCUGUGUCUUUGCUGACCAACUCUUCCGAGAGAAUGAAUGGGUGCCUUCGGUUAUCUCCAACCCAGCUUAUAUUACUAAUCAUUUUGGGGUAAAUUAAUGCCAAAGUUGCUUGGAUAUUUGAGUAUUUUCCUUAAUUUGAAAAAGAAAAAUAGUGUGCAGAAUUACCCCAAAGGUAUGGAUGAGGACCAUUUAUCAGUACGGGAGAUGAUGUCAUUAUACCCAGAGAGGCCUCAACACCUUUGGAAGUAAAAAGUUAAGUGUUGGCACUUUAUGUAGUGUUUGUGGUAUUAAGGCUCCUACCUGCCUGUCACUUUUCUUGUCUUUGGCUUAUUUCUGCUUAGUCAAUAAGUCACUUAGCCCUGAAGUGUUUCUAACACCCAAAUGAGAAAAAUAUCAAAGAAGACUAGUGUCAGCCUGACCAGAAAGUGAUCACACAGCUCUUGUGUAGCAAGAUGAUCACACAGCUCUUGUGUAGCAAGAAAGAAAUGCAGAGGGCUCUAACUGCUGCAGUUGCCUUCAAGUAAGCUCUCCCUAUCAGGAACGAUCAUAAAGCUCUCAAAGUGAAACAAGACUUUUUCCUUAAAUAUGUUCUUCCGAAGGAUCAGCAACUCCUCCGGAGGUAAAAUUGUGCUGUUCUCCAAAUGCUGUGGGCUAAUUAGCAAUACUCUACCAAUCACAUUUUAGUUCCAUGAACUAACGGGCUAAAAGGAGGGCCCUGUAGUUCGCCUAUGGGGCUCCAAACAGAUGUGAGGGAGCCCUAGCCAAAGCUCUUGAAACUCCUGUAACCAAUACUCAAAGGCAGCCACUUUAAUGAAGAAAAUCAUAUUGAAGGGCAUUGUCACCAUAGGUAAUGAAGGCUUUUGUGACUUGAUGUAACCCAAAGCCUUUGACAGGACUGCAUUGGCAGACGGGUGCAUUGAGACCCCACCAAUGCUGAGAAAUUGAAAAAGCUUGGACCGUGGGGUGACUUAUGGCAUCUGCAUAGACUCGGGUACUCUGGCGAUUGCUGGGAAGUGAUGAGAGGGCCCUGUCAGCCUGGAGCUGGUCUCCUUCGUCUUAUUCACUCAGAGCCCUUACAGGCUAAAGAAAGCCAAAUGCUAACAUUUUUCUGCUUUCCGGUUACUAAUGACUGUUAGAUCAGCUCUCUCCAUCCCUUCUUCUGUCUGGUCCCAUUUUCAGGAGGUGGGAGAGGCUCUGCCCGUGCACACCUGUUUCCGUAACGCAGGUCCGCAAAUACUUGGCUUCCUGGACUGUGUGUCCUCUGGGGACCAUGGUGCAGCAUCAGGCACCAUAGUUUCUGUGCUCAGUGAAGAAAUUUGAUUUCAUUCAUAUUUUUAUUCUCUUUACCUACCGUAAAUGUCAGAAACUGUAAAACUGUCCUUAAUGUGAAAGCUUUUGGUUUUUGUUUUUGUUUUUAUUUGUUUUGGUUUUUUUUAGUGUUAGCUACAAAGCUACAAAGCUCUGGAAUGGUUACGUUAUGAUUCUGGAAUGUUCCCUCGAAGCUUAAUUAACAUAAAUGUGGACCACACUCCAGCUUAAUUCCCCUGUGCACACCGUUCUCAUCACUCCUGUGCCCAAGUCCUAGUCAUUUACCUUCAUGGCCUUUAGCUGUCAUAGAAAGGGAUGGCGGUUAAUUUGGGGAUUUGUUUCUCUUUUCCAGCUUUCCCCGGGGACUAGGAUAAGUGACAGAACCUCAUUUGUUUUCUAAAGAUAGUUCAGUGCGUGAGCAUCUGUCAGAAGUGGAAUGGUGUGCCAUUAGCCAGUAAGAAUCACUCCAUGUUCUGUCACUGUGUUUUGCUGAUUUUUAUAUGGGAAUAUAAUUACUUGUUCUUGAUCUUUGGAAGUAAUUGUUAUUAUGAGGAUCAUUUUACUUUGGAAACACUUUCAUAAUAAAGAUAAACAUUAAGAGUA
Apodemus sylvaticus (European woodmouse) is the source of this 7047-nucleotide messenger RNA. It is a transcript of the gene Cers6, whose product is annotated as ceramide synthase 6. Gene Ontology annotation, molecular function: DNA binding; sphingosine N-acyltransferase activity. The record is from RefSeq and is a predicted model, not a curated record. The transcript has 10 exons. Lineage: Eukaryota; Metazoa; Chordata; Mammalia; Rodentia; Muridae. Gene Ontology annotation, biological process: ceramide biosynthetic process. The coding region runs from base 497 to 1651 and encodes 384 amino acids. Gene Ontology annotation, cellular component: membrane.